UGCUGAACAUUAUAGUCGUGCCAGUAAAAACGUUUACUAGCAGUACUUUUAAUAUUGUAACCAGAGAGGUUUCAAGUGCCGUGUGGAAUCAUGUUCUACAUUGAUUCCCAUUAAAACAGCACGCAUUUUUCUGUCACUUGUCAAGACGCAGCAUCACAGACACAGCAUCACAGACACCGCAGGACACGACUAGCAGCGGAACGACAGAGGAAGGCGAACAUUGUGAGGAUAUCUGGACUUUUAUCGGCGUUACUGGUUAUUUUCUUAGCAUUAGAAAUGUUUCAGGACCACUGGUUUGGUAUCUGUUAGGAAUAGGUUAUUCUAGUUGAUGAAAUGACGAAGAUAUGUUAUAUAAGGCGAAUAACGGAGAUCAGACAGAAUUUAACGUUGGCCUCACAAGAAUCGCAUGUGAUACCUCGACUGUACUGCUCUCUAGUAUGGCACAUCUUUAGUUUAGGUAGCUAUCCAGAUAGCUAAUAAUACUUACUGGAUUUGUUUUUCUUGGAACACGAACGUGAUUUUACGGUUACAUCUAAUCUCUAAUAGAUUCAACUGACGUUAGCUAGUUUGGUAGCCGUUUUAAAUGCUGGUGUAUCCGGUAUUGUGUACAUUUAAUUUAGCGAGCUAGGCGGCUAACAAGCUAACGUUACCAACAUUUUGAUGUAGUAUGCGUAAAAGAAGAAUUGCCAAAAUUCUGGCCAAUGUUUACUAGGUCAUAGAAUACAGUAGCUUGUAAUUCUAAUAAUUAUAGCUAGGUAAUUAACGUUGGCUAUUAAAUAAAUCCAGCCGGUUUACCCAUGGUUUUUGUAGGUUUAUAAUCCAAUCAGACAUAAAUUGUCUUCAUGUGAAAUGAGCCCACGUCCUAAUUUAGAAACAAAGAAUUAACAUUAGGCCACUUGAGACUAGGUUAAGCUGCUUAAAGUUUUUUUUUUAGUUUUUAGUUUAGCUUUAUAACUCGCUAGAUACAGUAGCUUGAAAACGUCGGGAUCUUGCCUGGCUACCUUCUAAAUCGCCGUUUUCCGUGCCGCCACAAUGGACAGUCACACCGAUGAUGACAGUAUGAGAGUCGGGGAGGUGGAACCCAUGCCUGGCUAUACGGGUCUCGUAACGAGAGCGUCUGCUGUGAUGCUCAAUGCCUUGAGAGACUGCAGCGCGUGCGGUCUAGAGCUCUCUAAAAGGACGCUCCUGGAUAACGCUUAUAUUACAUGGACCGAAAUCGGCCUUUUCUUCAUGUGCGCCGUUAUGUGGACGCAGAUACGACGGGGACUAACAGAAUGUCUGUUCAAGCCGUUUGCACAAUGGUGUUGUCUCCAGCCCAAAGAUACUGCCAAGAUGCCAGAGAGCGCGUGGAAGCUGGUCUUCUACACCAUGUCCUGGUCCUACAGCACCUACCUGCUCUUCUUCACCAACUACACCUUCUUCCAUGACCCGCCCUCUGCAUUCUAUGACUGGAAGAGUGGCAUGACGGUGCCCACGGACAUCGCCAUCGCCUACCUGAUCCAGGGCAGUUUCUACGGACACUCCAUCUACGCCACGGUCUACAUGGAUGACUGGAGGAAGGAUUCUACCGUCAUGGUGGUGCACCACGUUGUCACUCUGGCCCUCAUCACCUUCUCCUACGCUUUCAGAUUCCACAGCAUUGGGUUACUGGUGCUGUUCCUCCACGACAUCAAUGACAUCCAGCUGGAGUUCACCAAGCUCAACGUCUACUUCAAGACCCGGGGAGGGGACUACUACCUCAUCCACGACAUCCUGUCCAACAUGGGCUCUGUCAGCUUCAGCAUCACCUGGUUUUGGUUCCGUCUCUACUGGUUCCCUCUGAAGGUUCUGUACGCCACCUGUGUGUCCAGUCUCCAGUCCGUCCCAAACAUUCCCUUCUAUUUCUUCUUCAACAGCCUCCUCUUGACACUCCUCUGCAUGAAUAUCUACUGGUUUUUGUUCAUAGUGGCAUUUGUAGCGAAGGUCCUGACGGGGCAGAUGAAGGAUGUGAAAGACCUGAGGGAGUACGAGGGUGAGGAGGGAGCUCAGAGGGCUGCAGCCCUGCUCAUGGCCCAGCAGCGGCUGCAGAGUGAAGAUGCAGGACAUCUCAACAACUCUGCUGAAGGGAAGCACGUGCAGAACGGGAUCACCAAGGAGAAGCAUCUAUAAAGGCCUCUCUAGUUCCACCUCCUGGCACGACCUAGAUUGUUUCAAGUGACUAGAGGUCUCGCAAAAAGGAUUAAAAAACAAUUGAUAACUUUUAUUUCUUUUUUUCCCCCGUCGUGUUCUAUAGAUUUUUUUAUUUUAUUAUAUCACUGGGAAUGUUAUUUCAGGUGACAUUUGUCUUAUAUUAACAUUACGUUUGAAGAAAAAAAAAAGUGAGUUUCGGGAA
Molecule: messenger RNA, 2371 nt
Organism: Salvelinus namaycush (lake trout)
Lineage: Eukaryota; Metazoa; Chordata; Actinopteri; Salmoniformes; Salmonidae
Product: ceramide synthase 1-like
Exons: 7
Coding region: 1033-2148 (371 amino acids)
Biological process (GO): ceramide biosynthetic process
Cellular component (GO): membrane
Molecular function (GO): sphingosine N-acyltransferase activity
Source: RefSeq, a predicted model, not a curated record